UUUGGAAGAUAAUGGUAAAGACGUGUACCUUCAAUUUGAAAGCUUCAUCGUGGGUCUUUCAGAUCGGCGGAAUUCCUAUGCUUGCCUCUUACUUUCUCAGUGGGCUAAGACGAAUUUUCCGAAAAUGUCGCACAUCGAUGUCGACGAGAUGAUUACGAGAUCAUGUGUACAUGCAGUUCUAGCCCAAGCCGAAGGCACUGAAUCUAACAACCUGACUAAUAUCUUGAUGGCCCUUCUACCAAACUUGUUGUUCCAUGAAGUUGAAGCUGGAUACGAAUAUACAACGGAUUUAAUGAUUAUCCAUGGCUGUGACCCCAACGCAGGGGAUACCAGCGGUCAAACUCCAUUAUCACUAGCUGCUAUACAUGGGCAUCAGGAUAUUGUUCUGAUGCUGUUGAACAGGGGCAGUGAUCUAGAAGCAAGGGACAACAAUGGUCAAACUCCAUUAUCACUGGCUGCUGCAAAUGGGCACUGGGGUAUUGUUCAGCUAUUGUUGAAUAGGGGCAGUGACAUAGAAGCAAGGGAUAACAAUGGUCAAACUCCAUUAUCACUAGCUGCUAUACGUGGACAUUGGGAUAUUGUUCAGCUACUGUUGAACAGGGGCAGUGAUCUAGAAGCAAGGGAUAACAGUGGUAAAACUCCAUUAUCACUGGCUGCUGCAAAUGGGCACCAGGCCGUUGUCGAGCUGCUAGCACAAUCUAAAUUACCAUAA
This is a messenger RNA of Trichoderma atroviride IMI 206040, 712 nucleotides long. Lineage: Eukaryota; Fungi; Ascomycota; Sordariomycetes; Hypocreales; Hypocreaceae. The record is from RefSeq and is a predicted model, not a curated record.